AUGACAAAGACUAUUGUGAUAAUUGGUGUUACUGGUACUCAGGGCUCAUCGGUUGCCAACACCUUCCUACUGUUGCCAGAAUGGCGGGUUCGCGGCAUCACACGCAACACUCAUAGUUUGGCUGCUCAGAACUUGGCCGGCAAAGGAGUCGAAAUGAUUCAGGCCGACAUCGACGAUCCGCAAUCACUGGCUCCGGCCUUUGAAGGCGCGGCCGUGAUAUUUUCCAAUACGGACUUUUUCACCCAUUUGCAAGACGCAUUGGCAUCUCCAGAUCUAGGGCGCACGCCAGAGGAAAUCAGCGAAUAUGCAUACAAUCGCGAGGUCACCCAGGGCAUCAACAUUGCGAAGGUGGCUAGUUCGCCCAUCGUUUUGAGGACCUUGGAACGCUUUGUCUACUCGUCCCUAUGUGAUGUACGCAAGUGGAGCCGGGGUAAGUACACAACUGUCCACCACUAUAAUUCCAAAACGGAUACGAUCCGGACUAUUGAAGCCGAAUUCCCGGAGUUAGCCGCGCGAAUGAGCACCGUCCAGCUCGGACACUAUGUCACCAUGUGGAAAGCGUUUCCAUCUAUGGCCCCGCAGAAACAACCCGAUGGGGGCUUUUUGAUGACCAGGCAGGUCAAUGCUGGAUUGAAAUUCCCAUUUGUGGUGGCACAUCGCGAUACAGGGUCAUUUGUCAAAGCAUUAGUCGAUCUCCCGCCGAAAAAGGAUCUUUUAGGCGUAUCGCAGACACUGACCUGGCCGGAAUGGAUGGCGAUCUGGGGAGAUGUUCUGGGGGUUCAAGCCGGGUUUCAGCAGGUGCCCAAGGAUGACUUCUUUCGAGAUGUGCCACAUGCGCUCAGAAAGGACCUUGAGGAUACAUACGACUUCAUCGAGGAAUUCGGAUUCACCGGCGGUGAUCCGGCCGUGCUGAUGCCAGAAGAGUAUUCGGUAGAGAGGAGCGAAUGUAAGUCAUUCUCGAAAUCGUACAUUGCUAGUAUCCUCGAGCUGCUUGAGAAAUCGGCCGACGAUAAGGCCUCUCGAGCUAUUCUCCUUCAAGAGAUCUCCAACAUAUGUCAACUCGAAUUGAAUCGUGCGCAAACUCUUUUCAAGCGCCAUGUUCAAACUUCGACUGGGUCGAAGUGGUUCAAGCGAACAUCCAACGUGUAUGAUAGCGCUGGUAAUCCGCGCGUUAGCAUAAAAGGCAAACCCGAAGAUAUUGCAACAUCUGACUCGCAGCUUCAUUACAUGUUGCGUCUCUGCCAGCCAAAGCUCACUAUUCCCAACGCUACAACCUGUCUCACAAAGAUCAGCGAGUAUCACAAAUCUCACCCCCAGAAGUGGGAGGAGCUGGAGGAUAGAGAGGCCGACGCAUUGGGUGACCUGGCUAUCAUUAUUGGAUUUAUCCAGGACUUGGCAUCUGUGGUUUUUAUUCCUUCCUUUUCCAAUAACAAGGGCCAGAUGUUUGCCUCGAAAGCACAGGAAUUGGAAUCCGAGUUCAAUCAGGUUAAAGAUCAACUUGACCUACUCGAUUUUGUCGUUCCCAUCGACAACCUCCUAGAGCCGGGAGUGGCUACUGGAGCAUUGAAAAAGCUGGACCAAUUCGCCAUUGAAAAGUCCGGCACAAAAAUGGGUUUCAUUUACCAAGACAUGGUCACAGACUGCCUGUCUCGCAUUCAGGAGCAAUUCAAUGAGGCCAAGGCUAAAUUGGCCCAGGGAUUGAAGGCUGAGUUGUCUUCUGCUCCGCCAAAGACUCCGGAGCCGACAGCGGUCCGAGUCGAACAGCGGAAGCAAAAGGAAAAGACACGUCCAUCCCAUUCAUCUAUCUAUGACAUUGUUACGCCCAAGCCUUCUCCGCAGGAGCCUGCUUCGCUCCCGCAGACUUUCAAGAUUGAUGAGUCGACUGCGGAGGUCUUGGCGAGGUUAUUCAGCAAGUCUGAAUCUCGUGGCCCAGUGGCAUGGGCUGCCUUCGCCGAUGCGAUGGCAAAAUUGGGAUUCUCCAUCUCGCCCAAGUAUGGCUCGGUUUAUACCUUCUAUCCACAGGAUAGUAUGACUGCAAAGAAGUCAUUCACUGUGCAUUGA
Penicillium griseofulvum is the source of this 2061-nucleotide messenger RNA. RefSeq lists its product as uncharacterized. The coding region runs from base 1 to 2061 and encodes 686 amino acids. The transcript is spliced from 4 exons. The record is from RefSeq and is a predicted model, not a curated record. Lineage: Eukaryota; Fungi; Ascomycota; Eurotiomycetes; Eurotiales; Aspergillaceae.